GGUGAUAUCAAUUGAAUUCGUUAAUUACAACAUCAUCUCUUCAUACAAUCAUACCUCAUUGCAACACUUCACACAAUCAAAGCUUCCCAAAAACUUCCAUACAUAUACGAAAAUGCGUACCUCCCUGCUUUCUAUCUCAUCCCUCCUCGCUCUCCCUCUCACAACCUUGGCCGAUUUCCAUUACGGAUACUCAGAUUACACAAUCACGACUGCCACAGGAAGAUAUGCCAUGAUUUUACCAGCGUCUCAGACGAACUGUACAGAGGCAUAUGAUUUCUAUCCCAAGGGACCUUUUGGUUUUGAGGUUCCCACGGGCCAGGUGAAGGUUGCCAUCUGCGGCGUAGAAGUCAAUCUCAACGUGACCUCGGGAUCUUGGUACACAAGCUCUAGAAAUAUCCUAGAAGGCAAUUGUACAGCCGUUAACACGACGAACCCAACGGCCGGAGUGAGAACCCCAGUUUGUAGCAUUGGAUACAACAGUGGCUCUAGCUAUACAGAUAUUUGGAGUUGUCCAGGUGCUGUUUGUAAGAGUGAGUUGUAGGGAAUGAAGUGGGAAGUAGAAGAGAGAAUCAGUGGCAUGACAGAAUUAUGAUAGAGAAAAUGGCGGGAAAGAUGAUGGCUGGGCUGAUGGUUGAAUUGGUAGAUGAAAGCAUCAAGGCAUGCGUAUUAUCGUGGAUACAAAAAGUUAUGUCCUAACGUAAUGUAAUAAAUAAAUAUAAUGAGCAAUGAA
This is a messenger RNA of Botrytis cinerea B05.10, 730 nucleotides long. RefSeq lists its product as hypothetical. The transcript is spliced from 2 exons. The record is from RefSeq and is a predicted model, not a curated record. Bases 113 to 541 code for a protein of 142 amino acids. Lineage: Eukaryota; Fungi; Ascomycota; Leotiomycetes; Helotiales; Sclerotiniaceae.